Messenger RNA from Solanum stenotomum, 5256 nucleotides. Its product is annotated as protein INVOLVED IN DE NOVO 2-like. Lineage: Eukaryota; Viridiplantae; Streptophyta; Magnoliopsida; Solanales; Solanaceae. Gene Ontology annotation, biological process: gene silencing by siRNA-directed DNA methylation. The coding region runs from base 1638 to 5189 and encodes 1183 amino acids. The transcript is spliced from 9 exons. The record is from RefSeq and is a predicted model, not a curated record.
UGCUCAAUUAGCAGAGAAAAACAGGAAAAUGGAUUAAAAAAAUAUUUCAUGUUCUAGUCUUGGUUUAUGUGGUGCUAGUAGAAAAUGUAGAGAAUUUUAGUGGUAAAGAAUCUAACUAUUUUAAUGUUGGAUUGGGAGGGCUUGAAAAAUGGAGUGAUAUGGAUAAUGAGGAUUUGUAUAGUCGAUUAUAACUUGUUUGGGAUUGAGGUGUGGUGUGUGGGGUUAUGAGGCUAUUGCUAAUUUAGCUAGUCUUAUUUGAGUCUUGUCACUGAACAUUGGUUGGGGUUAUGUUAUUUGGUUUAUUGGGUGCUCAAUAAGAUGGUAAAGAUGGAUAAUUGUUGCUUCAUCGGGUUUUGUCUGGGUUCAGUAAAUUGAGGAAAUACGGUGAAAUAAAUGAUUUUUCAUGUUCUAGUCUUGAUUUAUGUGCUAGUGGAAAAUGUGGAGAAGUUCUAGUUUUAAAGAAUCUAACUUUUUGAAUAUUGGAUUAGGACGGGUUGAAAAUGGAGUGAUAUGGAUAAUGAGGAUUCGUAUAGUCGAUUCUAAUUUGUUUGAGAUUGGGGUGUGGUCUGUGGUAUUAUGUGGCUAUUGCGCAAUUUAGCUAGUCUUAUCUGAAUCUUGUCACUGAACAUUGGUGUUGGCGGUUAUGUUAUUUGGUUUAUUGGGUACUCAAUAAGAUAAGGAAAGAUGGAUAAUUGUUGCUUCGUCGUGUUUCAUUGGGGUAUUGGGACGGAUUGAAAAUGGAGUGAUAUGGAUAAUGAGGAUUCAUGUAGUCGACCCUAACUUGUUUGGGAUUGAGUUGUGGUGUGUGGUAUUAUGAGACUAUUGCGCAAUUUAGCUAGUUUUAUUUGAGUGUUGCACUGAACAUUUGGUUUAAUUCACUUCCAUUCCAUAGCAUUACCUAGAGGAAUUUUCGACGUUUUGGAGUAACCAAAGUUUAUUAUUUGGGGGAAAGAUGGUUUAACUGGGAAACAAAAACACCCUGUAACAAAUAUCCGUUUGCAAAUUGUCUUGGUCCUAUUUUGUAAACAUUUGUUUUAAGAAAAAGGAAUUUUCUCUAUCUUUCCCUCAAAACAUCCACGAAAUACGGAGAGGGAUUCUCUUCCAUAGAAUCUUCAGUCUCUUAUCAACCCAUUGACCCUUUCAACUCUGUAGUAAACUCUUUAACAUCUCCGGGCAUAACCCACAUUACUAACAAGGUUCAAGAACAUAGAUUUGGUGUUGUUAUCUCUUCCAUUUCUUUUAUCACUGAACCUCGUGACAUUGAAAUCAAUCCCUCCCCAAACCCAUGACAAUGCUUCCAAUCCUCUUAUAGCACCCAAUUUUUGCCAAAGCUCCCUCCUCUUUUUACUAUCACAUGGCCCAUAAACUCCUGUAAACAUUAACAUAAAACCCGUAUUCAAUUCUUCCAGGAAGCCAGUGUCAGAAUGCAAAACCAUUAGCUUAUCAUUGCAUUUCCAUCUCCUUUUAUCCUAAACAACAGGAUGCCCCUACGAUUGCCUUGAGCUUCUAUCUCUAUACAUUCUAUCUACCUGCUACCCCAUGUCUGCCUCAAAAAGGAGUAGUCAGCAGACUUCAGUUUUGUUUCCACAAAACAGGUUCCAUUCUCAUGAGUUCAAAUAUAUCAAGAAGGAUCUUUAAUGGAGCAUUGUUCUGGAGAAAAUGCUGAUAUAACUGAAUGGGAGAUUGACGACUAUAAAGAAAAAUCUUAUGUAAAGCUGAAGUGUGGAAAUCAAUCUUUUAAGAUAUCAGAUGUGGCUUACACUUGUCCCUAUUGUCCAGAGAAAAGAGGGCGUCACCUUUUCUAUGAAGAUCUCUUGCAGCAUGCAAGUGGAAUAGGAAAGUCUACGAUACGAACUGCAAGAGAUAGGGCCAAGCAUCUUGCAUUGGCCAAGUACUUGGAAAGCGACGUAGCAGGUGCAGUUGGUCCAUCAAACUCUAGUAAAGAGUUGAAGAGUGGAAGUCACUCUUUUAGGAUAUCAGAUGUAGCUUUUGCUUGCCCCUAUUGUCCGGAGACAACAAAAAGAGAUUUUUCCUAUAAGGAUCUCUUGCAGCAUGCAAAUGGAAUAGGAAGCUGCAACUCUAUGAAGCGAACUGCAAGAGAUAAGGCGAACCAUCUUGCAUUAUUCAAACACUUGGAAAAUGAUGUAGCAGGUUCUACCAGUUCAGCAAAAUCUUACGAAGAGUUGAUGAGUAGAAAUCAACCUAAGAUAUCAAAUAGGACUUUUGCUUGUCCCUAUUGUCCGGAGACAAGAGAAAGAAAAUUUUCUUAUAAGGAUCUCUUGCAGCAUGCAAAUGGAAUAGGAAGCUCCAACUCUUUCAAGCGAACUGCAAGAGAUAAGGCAAACCAUCUUGCAUUAGUCAAGCACUUGGAAAAUGAUGUAGCAGGUUCUGCCAGUUCAUCAAAAUCCUAUCAAGAGUGGAGGAGUGGUUCUCUUAAGAUAUCAAAUAUGGCUUUUGCUUGCCCCUACUGUCCAGAAACAAGAAACAGACAUUUUUCGUACAUAGAUCUCUUUCAGCAUGUAAAUAGCGUAGGAACCUGUAACUCAAUAACGCGAACUGCAAGUGAUAGGGCCAAGCAUCUUGCAUUAGCCAAGUCCUUGGAAAAUGAUGUAGCAGCUGGUAAAUUAAAAUCUUAUGAAGGGUUGAAGAGUGGAAAUAACACUUUAAAGAUAUCAGAUAUGACUUCUGUUUGUGCCUAUCGAGAGACGAGAAACGGAGAUUCUUCGUACAAGGAUCUGUUGCAGCAGGCAAGUGGAGUAGGAAGCAGUAACUCUAAGAAGCAAACUGCAAGGGAUAAAGGCAACCAUCUUGCAUAUGCCAAGUACUUGGAAAGUGAUGUAGCAGGUGCUGUUGGUGCAUCAAAAUCUUAUGAAGAGUCAGCAAGUGGAAAACACUCUUUUAACAUGUCAGAUAGGACUUAUGCUUGUGCCUAUUGUCCAGAGACGAGAAACAGAGAUUUUUCGUACAAUGAUCUCUGGCAGCAUGCACUUGGAGUAGGAAGCUGUGACUCUAAGAAACGAACUGCAACAGAUAAGGCUAACCAUCUUUCCUUGUCCAAGCACUUGCAAAAUUUUGCCAAGUACUCGGAAGAUGAUGUAUCGAGUGCUGCCAAUACAUCAAUGCCUUAUGAAAGAUUGAAGAGUGGUAAUCAUUCCUUUAACAAUUCAGAUGUGGCUUUUGCUUGCCCUUAUUGUCCAGAUACUAGAAAUAAAGAUUUUUCAUAUAAGGAUCUCUUGCAGCAUGCUGGUGGAGUAGGAAGCUGUAACUCUAAGAAGCGAACUGCAAGAGAUAAGGCCAAUCAUCUUGCAUUGGCCAAGUACUUGUCAAGUGAUGUUGCAGGUGGUCCUGGUAAAUCAAUAUCUUAUGAAGAGUUGAAGAGUGGAAAUAACUCUUUCAGCAUACCAAAUGGGGCUUAUACUUUUGCCUAUUGUCCAAAGAAAAGAAAGCAAGAUUGUUUGUAUAAGGAUCUCAUGCUGCAUGUCAGUGAAGCAGGAAGCUGUAGCUCCAAUAAGCGAACUGCAAAAGAUAUUACAUUUACCAAGUCUUUCGGAAACGAUGUAGCAGGUGCUUCUAGUCCAUCAAAGCCUGAUACUCUGGGUAAUCCUCAGGUUGAUUCUCUUGCAGAUCACGAUCUUUCGGAAAUGUUUGUGUGGCCAUGGAUUGGGGUUGUUGUGAACCUUCCCACUGAAUUUAAGGAUGGUCGCUAUGUAGGAGAAAGUGGUUCUAAUCUGAAGGAUCAGUUGAUAAGGAAAGGUUUCAAUCCAACACGAGUGCGCACUCUUUGGAAUGACCUAGGCUAUUCUGGAAUUGCUCUUGUUGAAUUCAAGAAAGAUUGGUUUGGGUUCAGUAAUGCCAUAUCAUUUGAGAAGGCCUAUGAGGCCGAUGAUCAUGGGAAGAAGAAUUGGGAAGCCAAUAAUGACAAAAAAUCUGAUUUGUAUGCUUGGAUAGCUCGAGCUGAUGAUUAUCAGGCCACUAAUGUUGUUGGUGAAAAGCUCCGCAAAGUUGGAGACCUUAGAACUGUUUCUAGUAUCAUGGAAGAAGAAUCUCGCAAGAAUUGUAUACUUGUUUCUAGUUUAACCAAUGCCAUUGAAGUCAAGAAGUUGCACAUAAAGGUGUUGGAGGACAAAUUACGGGAGACUAUCCAGUCUGUCGAACAGUUGAUUGUGGUGAAUGCUAAACUUCGUCAAGCAAACAAUGAAGAAAUAAAAAAGAUCCAGUCAAGUGCGCGUGAUCAUUUCCAGCAGACAUUUAUUAAUCAUGAAAAGUUGAAGUUGCAAAUGGAAACUCAAAAAAAGGAGCUUGAUCUCCGACAUGAAGAACUGCAGAAGCGUGAAGCCCAAAAUGAAAUUGACAGGAAAAAACUAUCUGAAGAACAUGAACAGAAUGCUAUCCUAAAAACAUCCCUUAGUGCUGCGGUUGAAGAGCAAAGGAAUGUUGAUGAAAAAGUACUGAAAUUGGCAGAAGAAUUGAAGAAACAAAAGGAGGAACUCCAUAAGAGAAUUAUUAGGCUUGAGAAACAACUCAAUGCAAAACAAGCAAGUGAAACAGAAGUUGAGCGAUUGCGAGUGAUUAUUAAGCACAUUGAAGAGGAAGGCGAUCAGGAAGUUCUGGAAAACGUUGACACACUGCUUAAAAGUUUAAGAGAAAAGGAAGAAAAAUAUGAAGAUUUAGUGUCAUUGAACCAAACCUUGAUUGUGAAGGAGCGAAAGAGCAAUGAUGAGCUGCAGGAAGCCCUUAAAGAAUUGGUUAAUGGCUUGAAGGAAUUACCUAGAAAAGGUCCUAUUGGUGUUAAGAGGAUGGGAGAGCUCGACAGCAGGCCGUUCUUUGAAGCAGUGAAGAGGAGAUAUAAUGAGGUAGAAGCUGAGCAGAUAGCUUCUGAGUUGUGCUCGUUGUGGGAGGAGUACCUUAGAGACCCUGAGUGGCAUCCCAUUAAAGUUGUUGCCAUAAAUGGGAAACAUCAGGCUGUAAUAGACGAUGAAGAUGAAAAACUGAAAGACUUGAAGAAAACUUAUGGUGAGGAUGUGUAUAAAGCUGUUACAACCUCUUUGACUGAGAUUAAUGUAUACAACCCAAGUGGAGGAUACAUCAUUUCGAAGUUGUGGAAUUAUGAAGCUGGUGAGAAAGCUACUCUGCAAGACGGAGUUACUGUGCUACUAAACCUCUGGAAAAAGAAAAUGACACUCGACUGAAUGUCAUUAGUAAAGGUUAGAGGAGCAUUGGAAAAUAUGAAGCGUAAGGUGGUGAGGAGCAUGAACU